AUGGAUCAGCUUCGAGAUCAGUCCGGAGACAUGAACGAUUUCAUGCAGACGUUUGCCAGCACCGGAUCCUUCUACAUGCUCAAAGAUGCAGGCAUGACCGAUGGCCAGGAAGAUCUCAAAGACGACGCUGUGGAUCUUGUGAUCGAUGCGACCCGACACAUCGCCAACGGAAUUGUGGAGCGGACUCGCGGUGCCCGUGGUGUCCUUCUGCAUGAGAUGCAAGAGUCCAUGGAGGUCCUGAACAACGUCUCAACGGUGCUUGAGGUCUUGGGCAAGCGAACUAGGGACCUGGAAGCGCAGCAGAGACAAAUCCUGAAGAACCUCUGA
This is a messenger RNA of Symbiodinium natans, 327 nucleotides long. NCBI's taxonomy places the organism in Eukaryota, Dinophyceae, Suessiales, Symbiodiniaceae. The record is from the annotation of a GenBank genome assembly.